Molecule: messenger RNA, 1102 nt
Organism: Phanerochaete carnosa HHB-10118-sp
Lineage: Eukaryota; Fungi; Basidiomycota; Agaricomycetes; Polyporales; Phanerochaetaceae
Exons: 5
Coding region: 69-1061 (330 amino acids)
Biological process (GO): transmembrane transport
Cellular component (GO): mitochondrial inner membrane
Source: RefSeq, a predicted model, not a curated record
CCCUCCUCUGGCUCUUUUCUCUUCUCUUACAUCUUACAUGACCUGAAUUUGUGCGCAGGCUGCAACGAAUGAGUUCCCAUGACGCGGUCAAGCAUGACAAGCAGAGUCUACACUACAUCGUACGCUCCGGACUGGCGGGGGGGAUUGCAGGCUGCGUCGCAAAGACGGUGGUUGCGCCACUUGACAGAGUCAAGAUCCUCUUCCAGGCAUCCAACCCUGACUUUCGCAAAUACGCCGGAACAUGGAGUGGCGCGUUCAGUGCUGGUUCACAGAUCUACAGAGAGAACGGAGUUAUGGGGCUCUUCCAGGGCCACUCUGCGACCCUACUGCGUAUCUUCCCGUACGCGGCCAUUAAGUUCAUGGCGUAUGACCAAAUAGAACAUAUAUUAAUGCCUACAAGAGCACAACAAACUAACAUGCGAAGAUUCCUCGCGGGGGCACUGUCUGGAAUGACAUCUGUACUAUUCACUUAUCCUCUAGAUCUCAUUCGCGUCCGCAUGGCUUACCACACUCGAUCGACCAACAAUGGCCGCCUUUCUAAACCUACAUUCCUUCAAGCUGCGUCUGAAGUCUACCGUGAAGCUCCAAAGGCGCCGUCCUCAUCCCCAUCCCCUACUGCCUCCACAUUAUUCACACGCUUCCCUGUCCUCAAGUUCUAUCGCGGCUUUACAGUCACUCUUACAGGCAUGGUGCCCUACGCCGGCACGUCCUUCCUCACCUGGGGCUUCCUCCGCGCCCAAUUUAUACCCCCGUCACCCGACGGCACGGGCACGAAGCGCCACCCGACGCCCAUUGCCGACCUUAUCAUCGGUGCCGUAGCGGGUACUGUCUCCCAGACAGCCUCCUACCCGUUUGAGGUCGUUCGCCGACGCAUGCAGGUCGGCGGUCUCACUCACCCGGACCGUUGGAUGCGAUGGGGCGAGACCGUGGGCACGAUUUGGCAGCAGAAGGGCUGGCGCGGGUUUUACGUUGGCCUCAGCAUCGGAUACCUUAAGAUCGUACCGAUGACGGCUGUGAGUUUUGCGGUGUGGCAAUGGGGGAAGCGGAUUCUCGGCGUUUAACGUUGUAUCUAAACUUGAGUAAUCUCAUAAUGUAUAGCAUC